GGAGUCCAGACCUGGCCGUGGCAGCCACGAAGUCUUGGACAACCCACAACUACCGGGCAAGCGGGAUCCCUGCUGGGGGGGCGGGGAUUCGGGGAGACAGCCCCCAGGGAGCCGCCCCCCAAUCCGGUCGGGAGCACCGGUGGUCGGGCCUGAGCCGCGGACCCAGAAGGUCGCCCCUCCCCGCGGCCCGGCCCUCGUUUCUCACUCGCCCCCUCUGCUUCUCGGUCCCCAGCCGGGCCUGGCGGGAAAGGGGUUAUGUGGCGGGCCGGCCCCUGCCCGCCCCUCCCCCUCUCCGGGAGGAGCCGCGCAGUGGCCCGCCCAACCCUCCCUUCCCCGUCCUCCCCUCCGGGCCCGGGCCCCGGGCAGCCCGCCGCAGGUGCGGGCGGCUCCCAGCAGGCGCCAGCCGCGUCCCAGCAUGGCCGGCCUGGGGGGGGCCCAAGAAGGAGACGACCCCCCUGGGGAGGCCCCCCACCCCCCGGGCGCGGAAUCCGGGGGAGACCCCGGGGAAAUGCUGGAGAAGGCCCGGGAGCUUUUCUUCCUCUGCGACAAGGAAGCCAAGGGCUUCAUCACCAAGGCGGACCUGCAGAGGCUCCAGAACGAGCUUCCCCUGACCCGGGAGCAGCUGGAGUCCGUGUUUGAGAGCCUGGACCGCGGGCACGCGGGCUUCCUGACCCCCCGAGAAUUCAGCAUGGGCUUGGGAGCGUUUGUGGGAGCGGAGAUGCCGGGGAGCGCCCCCCACUCGGGGCCCCAGGAGGAGACCUUUGAGUCGGGCUGGCUCCCGGGGUCCGGGGCCCCAGAGGAGGAGGAGGCCGCUGCCGAGGAGGACGGCUUUGGGGCCACCAUGGAACAGCUGGGGGCCGCCCCCGUCCUGGCCGAGCAACGCGAGGUGCGAGCCCUGUGGCUGAGGCUCCGGAGAGAGCGUCCCGAGCUGCUGGGGAGCUUCGAGGACGUGCUGCUGCACGUGUCCUCCUGCCUGGGGGAGGCCGAGCGGGCGAGGGAGGCGGUGGAGCAGGCCCUGUGCAGGCGAGAGAGCGACCACGAGAAGGAAGUGCGGUGUUUGUAUGAAGAAAUGGAGCAGCAGAUCUGCGCCGAACGGGAGCGGCUGCAAAACCAGGACUCCUCCCGUCAGGACCGGCUCAGUCACAUCCUGCAGGAACUGCAGAAUCGAGACCAGGAGCUAGAUCGGGCCAGCCGAGGCCAGAGAGAGCUAGAGCAGCAGCUGCAGCAGCGGACCUCGGAGCGGCUGGAGAUGCAGGUGCAGAACGCCCAGCUCUGGCUGGCCAAUGAGGAGCUCCGGACCCAGCUGGAGCAGAGCCGGGCCCAACUGGAGCAGAGUCGGGCCCAGCUGGAGGCGGCUCAGGAGCAGCUGCUGCAGCUGCAAGUGGAAGCCCAGGCUGAGAAGGAGCAGAAGCACAGGGAUGUGGUCAUUGUGUCUAGGAACAUGCAGAAGGAGAAACACAGCCUCCUCCGGCAACUGGAGCUCCUGAGGGACCUGAACAGGAGGCUGCGGGAUGAGAGAGAUGCCUUUGACGCCAGGAAGCUGGUUAGUGGGCGGAGGAGGAAGGCUCCAACUCCUCCUGCCCGGCUCCCCCUGGGCACCUGCUGCGGCGGCUGUGGGUGCUCCCAAAGGGCCCUCACCACCGGGCCCUGAGGGGGGCAGCCCCCUCUCUGUUCCGCCGGCCCGGCUGGGGCCCCAGCGGGAGCCUCCCUGCCUCCAUCUCAAGCGGCUCUCCCGACACGGCCCGGCCGCAGCGCAGCUCCAGAGCCGUCCUGGGGGGGCCGUAAGGGAGCAGCUCCCCAUGGGAACUCUGCUCACUUCUGGGCUGGGCUGGGGGAGGGACUGGGGAGUCCCAGAGGGCCAGAGGAAGGCUGGGGUCGGGCUGGCAGCCGGGCCAGGCAGAACUAGGGGUCCGCGGCUGACCCUGUGUCGGGGGCUGGGGCUGAAACCUCUCGUCCCCCCAGCUCCUGGCCCAGGAAGUCUCAGCUCUCCUGGUCCCCAGUAAGCCUGGAGGCCGGGGCCUCAGCCCUGGACGUGAAGGACUAAGACCCCGGCGACAUCUGUCCUGUCCUGACUAGGCUCCAUGCGAGCUCCGGUGUCCAAAUAAAUCCGGCCAUGCACCCAC
Antechinus flavipes (yellow-footed antechinus) is the source of this 2123-nucleotide messenger RNA. RefSeq names its product calcium release activated channel regulator 2B (gene CRACR2B). The record is from RefSeq and is a predicted model, not a curated record. Bases 416 to 1651 code for a protein of 411 amino acids. Gene Ontology annotation, molecular function: calcium ion binding. Lineage: Eukaryota; Metazoa; Chordata; Mammalia; Dasyuromorphia; Dasyuridae. The transcript has 10 exons.